AUGAAGUUCGGCCAUUUAUUCAAGCAAACUCUCCGGGAUGAGGGCUUCCCGCCAGAGUGGGUCGAUUCCGCCAUCUCUUACUCGCAGCUCAAGAAGUGCAUCAAGAGGCUUACCGACGAACUGCAGCAAGUGGGCCUUGACCCUGCUACGUUGUCCAAGUUGUUGAAACAUGUCGAGGAUUACAACGCUUCUACACAGGAGGAUGACGACCAAGAAAGACCAUUCGAAUACAUCCUCAACCCCGACAGUUCCAAGGACAAUGCCUCGUCGUCGCGGAAAGCUUUCCAUCCUAAGCUACUCUUCUACGUAAACGAGACAAGUGGAGAGGUAUUAAGCGCCCAGCUGGACGAUGAGACCAGACGCAAACUUCAGAUGCUGGCCGUUGAGACUGGCAUGUCUGAUAUGCGCGUCUUGGACGAUUCGGACUCGCCACUACAAUCCGUCGACUCCGUAGAUCCCUCCAAUUCCAUAACUACCACCCCCAAAAAUGUAUCUCGCAACAACCGACCAGGUUACCGUACAGUGGAGGUUCCCAUCACCUCGGACACGGAAUUCUUCACUAGACUUACCAGUGAAGUUACAGGAUUGGAGAAACUGCAAGAGCGGGAGCAGAAGCGAAUGAAUGUCCAGAUUGAAGCACUGGGGAAACAAGUUGCAAAGUUGACCAACCCAGAUCGAAGAGCCAAUAGGAAGAUGCUCACUGCGUGGCGCCAGAUCUUCCAGAUAUAUGUUGAGGAGGGCAUCUUUUUUGGCACAACAGAAAUUGACCAUAAAUCGCAUGAUUCAGAAAAGGCAAUGGCACGACUGGCUGGAUUCUCCAACAAGAUUGCCAAGGCCGGUUUGGUGGAACAGUUGAAGAAGAAGGAAAACUUGCAAGCGCUGAACACGUUCAUGCACAUCAACCGAGAGAUUCUCCAAGGUUUGCGAUUUGGCGAAAUCAACCACAAUGCCAUGAUCAAGAUUCUUAAAAAAUUCGACAAACGCACAGCUCUAGGCGUAAAAUCCACAUUCCCCCGUCAAGUAGAAUACCCAGAGUUCUCCGAACACCUCGCCAAAGCCGUCUGCGCAGAAGUAAACACACAGAUCCUCUCGCACAUUCCGCAAAUAGACGACUACUCGUGUCCCAUGUGCAUGGAGAUUCAAUGGCGGCCGGUAAAACUGAGCUGCAACCAUACUUUCUGCAUCAGGUGCUUGAUCGUCAUGCAGAACAACAAGCAGUACAACUGUCCUUUCUGCCGCGAGAAGACUGUUUUUGAUGCCAAUUCAGAUAAUCUGGAUACCGAACAAGCCGCCUUCCUCAAGAAGUGGUUUCCGGAAGAGGUCAAGAACAAGCAGCGAUACAACCAGCUGAUGGCAGGCGUGGAUCAGUAUGGAGAGGUGUAUGCGACUGAAAAGUGCGUUGUCAUGUAA
Molecule: messenger RNA, 1410 nt
Organism: Alternaria atra
Lineage: Eukaryota; Fungi; Ascomycota; Dothideomycetes; Pleosporales; Pleosporaceae
Exons: 3
Coding region: 1-1410 (469 amino acids)
Biological process (GO): cellular response to phosphate starvation
Molecular function (GO): metal ion binding
Source: RefSeq, a predicted model, not a curated record